CAGCGCCUCCCUAGAGCAUGCGAUGUCCGAAAAGCGCAACGACACAUUGUAGUCGAAAUACCCCAGCUCGAGGGGGCCCCCCCUUUCCCAUGCAUUAGCGCGACAGCGUCAAGUGCAAGUGAAAAGUGAAAAAUUAAAAUGAAGCGAAAUUAUCUCUCCGGCAAUCAAAAAAAGAAGAAGAAAAGGGAAGAGGAGCAGAAAAGAAAACAAGACACCGGGGCAUUGCUGAAAUUUCUUCAUCCCGCUCUACCAAGUGUUGUCUCUGGUGCUACUGAAGGGCCAUCAACAUCGUCUUCGUCACAUGUUUAUGAGGAGGAGCAAGUGGAAGACAACAUUGCGGCGUCCACACCACUUCCCAGCAGUGGUUCAACAGAAGCAGUGCCAUCAACUCCAUCACGACUUGAGGAGGAGCAAGUGGAAGCAUCCACACCACUUCCCAGCAGUGGUUCAACAGAAGUGCCAUCAACUCCAUCUCCACUUCAUGAGGAGGACAAAGAGGAAGAUGACAUUGACAUGGCAGAGACCACCCCACCAUCCAGAACUGGGGUACCUGUAGGUAUUGCAAGCACCACAUUAAGUGAUGACCCAGGAUGUUGGCCCAGUGUCCUAACAAGCAGUAUGCGCUGUGAAAUAGUCAAAAAAGGACCUGUGCAAAUCAUGGACAUUGAAUUCCCGCAAAACUUAGACAAUCCUCCUCGAAGAUUCACCAAGGACAGUUACAAAAGAACCAUGAAAAAUGGUGAGAAUAUACAUCGAUCGUGGCUGGUGUAUUCCAUCCACACAGAUGGAGUGUUCUGUUUCCCUUGUACUGUUUUCGGGAAGCGUGAGCGUGACAAUGCCUUAACGACCUGUGGCUACGGUGGAUGGAAGAACCUUUCCUAUCGCCUAAAAAAACACGAGUGCACAAAGGUGCACUGUGACAAUGUGAAAAAGUGGCACGACCUUCAGAGGAGACUGCAAACCAGUACACUGAUUGAUCAAAGACAGAUGGAGUUGAUGCAACUUGAAGUUGAACACUGGAAAGGCGUGAUUCGGAGAGUGAUUGCCAUAGUUUCCCAUCUGGCAGAACGCAACCAGGCUUUGAGAGGAACUACCAGUACCGUGUAUGAUCGCCACAAUGGGAAUUUUCUGGCUCAAGUGGAACUCCUAGCACAGUUUGAUCCGGUAAUGAAUGAACACAUCAGACGAAUACAAUGCAAAGAGACAAAGGUGCAUUACCUGAGUGGAGUCAUUCAGAACGAAAUCAUUCAGCUGGUCGGAGACAAAAUCCUACAGGAGAUUGCAAGAAGAGUGCACAAAGCAAAAUACUUCUCCGUGAUCAUGGAUUGCACUCCUGACAUCAGCCACAAGGAACAACUUUCUGUUGUUCUCAGGAUUGUCAACUGUGAAACACCUGUUUCUAUUGCUGAGCAUUUUUUGGGAUUUGUACAUGUUGAAGACACAACUGGUAAAGGGCUCAGUGAAAUCCUGCUUGACCAGUUGGAGAAGCACAACCUCAGCAUUUCAGAUUGCCGUGGGCAGUCAUACGACAAUGGCAGCAAUAUGAUGGGCCACAAACAGGGUGUGCAGGCAAGAAUUUUAGAGCUGAACAACAAGGCGCUAUGCAUCCCAUGCAGCAGUCACACACUAAAUCUGGUUGUGUCAGAUGCUGCCAAGUCUUCAGUGUUGUCCAUGUCUUUUUUUGGUAUGCUGCAACGACUGUACAACCUUUUCAGUUCCUCUGUGCACCGCUGGGCAAUUUUGAAGCAGCAUGUGAAGCAGCUCACCCUUAAGCCACUUUCAGGGACGAGAUGGGAGGCCCGAAUUGACAGUGUGAAGGUAGUGCGGUACCAUCUACCUGAAAUACUAGACGGACUGUCAGCACUGGAGACAUAUGCUACAGAGAAGGGGGACUCAGAGACCAUGUCCUCAGCAAAAAGCUUACAUGGUGAGCUUAAAACAUGGUCCUUUCUUCUGUGCACAAUAACCUGGUACAACGUUUUGUAUCAGGUUAACCAUAUGAGCAAGCUCCUCCAGAGCCCGGAUGUUUCAAUGCAAACACUGAAAAAAGAAACCGAGGGAGUGACAGAGUACCUAGAAGAUUUCAGGGAAAAUGGACUCGCAUCAAGCCAAACGGAUGCAAUGGAGAUUGCAGAAGAUCUGGAAAUUGAGAGGAAAUUGCCUGAGAAAAGGCAACGUAAAAAGAAAAGGCAGUUCCUUUACGAGAGUACAGAUGAAACCCAAUCGACCCCAGAAGAGGCCUUCAGAAGGGACUUCUUCCUGCCUUUGGUUGACACUGCCAUCACCAGCCUAAAAGACAGAUUUUCCAGACUGGAGGGGGUGUAUGCCCUGUACGACUUCCUGUUCAGCAUUGAUAUCAUGAGGGCCACAAUCAAGACUGGGAAAUUGCAUGAGAGAUGCAGGAAAGUGGAACAAACCCUCCAUGAUAUUGAUGCAGACGACUUGGCAUUGGAGAUCAACUCUGCUGUCCACACCUUUCCAGAUGAAGUAUCCAGGUGCCCAUUUAAAAUGCUGGACUACAUAUACAGUGAGAAGCUGUUGGACCUGUACAGCAAUUUAAGCAUUGCACUGCGCCUACUUCUGACCCUUCCUGUCUCGGUUGCCUCCGGAGAGAGGAGCUUUUCAUCUCUGAAGCGCAUAAAGAAUUACAUGAGGUCAACUAUGAGCCAAGAGAGGCUCUCUGGACUGGCACUCAUGUCAAUUGAGAGUGACGUCCGCAGGUCUUUGGACUUGGAGGGGAUUGUGUCUGCAUUUGCUGAGGCCAAGGGCCGCAAGCAGCAGUUUCAGUAGGAAAUAAAAAAAAAAAUAAAGGCUACUUUUCAGUGUA
Eleginops maclovinus (Patagonian blennie) is the source of this 2827-nucleotide messenger RNA. Its product is annotated as zinc finger MYM-type protein 1-like. NCBI's taxonomy places the organism in Eukaryota, Metazoa, Chordata, Actinopteri, Perciformes, Eleginopidae. The transcript is spliced from 5 exons. The record is from RefSeq and is a predicted model, not a curated record. The coding region runs from base 139 to 2790 and encodes 883 amino acids. Gene Ontology annotation, molecular function: protein dimerization activity.